CCUCUGUUAAAGAUUUUUUGUUUUACAGCUAAACAGGUAUCGUUCUCUGGCGAGGAAAGUUCGGGAGCUGCAAGGGAGCAGACUGAUGCAGAGCGCUCUCUCUCGGCUGCAAACUCCCAUCACACCCCCGUCAGAGACGGAGGAGGAGAGGGAGAGAGAGGGGGAGGAGGCUUCUGAGAUGCCCCUGCAGCCAAGCACCACGGUCAGGCUGUCCUCCAGGAGGCUGUGGAGAGGCCUGCAGCAGAGUCCCCGUUUCACAAAGUUAGACCUGAACCUGCUGCAGCUGAUCAAAGCGGGGAAGGAGGGCGUCUUCUACCAGGCCAGGAUGACCAGAGGGACGUGUAAGGGCCACAGCAUGUUCACCUGCAAGAUCAGCAAAGAAGGAGUUCGUCCUAAAAGCGUGGAGGCCGAGGUUUCUAUCAUGAGGAAGCUGGUGCACCACAAGAACAUCCUGCAGCUGCUGGACUGGAACACCACUGAGGAGCCUUACAUCCUGAUCAUGGAGUACGUGAGCUACGGCACCCUAAGGACCUUCCUGCAGACCAACAGAGCUCACCUGAGUACAGACAGUGAGCUGCAGAGCCUCCUCACCAUCGCCUCCUACCACAUCGCUCUGGCCAUGCAGCACCUGCGCUCCAAAAUGAUCCUUCACUGCGACCUCGCUCUGAGGAACAUCAUGGUCAACAAGUUUCCCUGGGAGGUGAAGGUCGCCGAGUUCGGCCUGGCUCGAGAUUUGACGAGUAUGACGAGCCGACGAAGCAGCCGCUGGAGAAAUCCACGACAGCGUGUGCCGCUGCGCUGGUACCCACCCGAGUACUUCAAGAACAACUACUACAGCUUCAAGGGAGACGUGUGGGCGUUUGGCAUCGUGCUGUGGGAGAUGCAGACAUUCGGAACACUGCCGUACCCAAACCUGGAGACCUCAGACGCCGUGGUGUAUCACAUCUGUAUCGGUCAUAAGAACCCAAACCCAGAGGGCUGCAGGCCGGAGAUGCUUCACAUCAUGAGGGAUUGCUGGUUGGAGCCGUACACUCUGAGACCCUCGUUCUCGAACAUCGUCUGCAUGCUGGAGAACAUCAUUGAGAAUGACGCAGAUUACGUGGACGUCGAGAGUCCGCAGCAUUUGGUGAAAAAUGAAGGAGAAUAUCAUGAAGCUCAAUGUCUACGAGCGGCCAGCGUCUCCUUGGAGGAUCAAAACUGAUUAAUCUGAGUGAGAGAGGGGUAAAAAAAUGCUAGACAAAAAACACAAAAUCUUUAAAGUAACUGUAAAAAAAUGUAUAUUCAUUUUAAUAUUUCAGAUGUCUGGAAUAUAUUAUAUAAAUAACAUGUAUUACUAAGUUAAAUAGAUAUUUUUAUCGUUUAAACUGCAGAAGAGUUUAGAUUAUGAGGUUAGAGGUGUAAAUGCAUUUCAUUGCAGCUGAAACAGAGUGUGACUGUAAAUACCUUCCUGAAAAUGUGCUGAUGUUUAAAAUGUUAAAUGUCUGCAAAUAUAAAUAUAGGUUGUAAAUAUUUCAAGGUUUUAAACUGGGUCAUUUGUGUAAAAGAGGUGUAAGUUUUUGCAGUUGUGCAGAUUCAACUUUAGAUUUCCUCUUACAUCUUAAAUUAAAGUGUUAUUUUUUAACAUUUUU
This is a messenger RNA of Notolabrus celidotus (New Zealand spotty), 1628 nucleotides long. RefSeq names its product tyrosine kinase receptor Cad96Ca. The record is from RefSeq and is a predicted model, not a curated record. The transcript is spliced from 10 exons. Gene Ontology annotation, biological process: protein phosphorylation; innate immune response; multicellular organism development. Gene Ontology annotation, molecular function: ATP binding; non-membrane spanning protein tyrosine kinase activity; transmembrane receptor protein tyrosine kinase activity. NCBI's taxonomy places the organism in Eukaryota, Metazoa, Chordata, Actinopteri, Labriformes, Labridae. The coding region runs from base 86 to 1201 and encodes 371 amino acids. Gene Ontology annotation, cellular component: signaling receptor complex; extrinsic component of cytoplasmic side of plasma membrane.